AUGCCAUUGGCAUGCAGACCCAUAAAAUUCAAUGCACGGAAAUUCUUCUGUCGCUGGAGGAGCAAGCAUCAGGAACCUAUCUCCCAGCCGGAUCCAUUCGAUUAUUUGCACGAUCUUCCGUUUGUUACAAAUGUAUUCAUUGGGAGCAGAACUAGUCGUAGCGGGCAUUCAACUGUUAGCACUCACCAACAGCAAACAACAGCACCCACGUCAGCCCCGGAAGCUGUGCCACAAAUCGCUGUAACGUUAGAUCCAGAUGCAAUUGAAGAGAUCUCUCCUGAAACGCCCUUUCAACCAGUGCAAUCGCUACUCGAUGUUCCUGGCUCUGGCUCUCCACGAGGGUUGAGAGUAUCUAUAGAGAGCACCAUAUCGAUUGGAAGUCGAUCGAGUAGUCAGAGAGCCAUGGUCGAAUAUGAAGCUCAACGAUCUGCCCUUUCGCCGCCGACGUACAACUCUCUUACAUUUCCCGGAAGGUCUCUGGUAGAAUAUUUGGCGCAUGCGUCUUACUUUCCGCAACAGCCUGACGAGUUGGAGAUUGUUGAAGGUGAUUUCAUACUCAUUGAAGCUAUUUACCCUGAUGGUUGGGGCCGAGGCCAUAAUGUUACUACGGGCCUGUUUGGGAUGGUUGCCACGACCAUCUUGACGCUUGUCUCGCACGAAAACACACCUCCUUUGGACUGUCUUGGUGAAAAGACGCUGCAACCGGCAGAGGGAAGAGUUUUCGAUGUCAUGCUGAGUUACAAUUGGGCGCAUAUGGAACAAGCCUCAGUCAUUGCAGACUACCUAAGAUCAAAAGGCUUCGACGUUUGGAUGGACACGAGACAGCUAACAGCCGACAUCUUCCAGUCAGUCGCUCAAUCUAUCUUAUCCAGUAAAGUAGUCCUGUUAUGUCUCACCGCCAAAUACCAGACAUCAAACAUAUCCAUGCAACAGCUGAGAUUCGCACUAGCCAAAGAAAAGAAGAUAAUAGUAGUACAACUCGAUAAUGGGCCUUUUAACGACUGUAUGGAAUUGACAAAGGACUUCCCACACUUGGAUUUAGCAAAUCAGCCCACGCGAGAGGCUAGAGAGACGAUUAUGCAGUGUUUAAAGGACAGUAUUUUGAAUGCUAUGAGUGACGCAUCUGUUGAUCCGUGGCCGUCUAGUUCACGAUCUCCACGAAGGCUCACACAAUCAACGCAAGGGCCACCAAGUCGGCAAAUAACGAGACGAUCACCAGAAGCUGAUUUAAAGUUUUGGCUGAAGCCGUUAGAUUUGAGACAAGUAGUGCAUUCUAUCUCUCAAAAGAGAUUGAGUACUACUAGGUCUUGGCUGAUACGAGAAAUCAUUGCCUGGAUAAAGGAACCUAACUCUCAAGUUUACUGGUUAUCUGGAGUAGCCGGAGCUGGUAAAUCAGUAAUAGCAGCCUCAUUAGUCGUAGAUUGCAAGAAGGACAUUGCUGCAAACUUUUUUUGUAAAUUUGAUGAAGCAGGACGAAACGACCCAUUUACCAUGUUAAAUACCAUUGCCUUCCAACUUGCAUUAUAUUUCCCUGGCGCAAAGGACGAGUUGACGAGACUGUUUAAAGAAGAUCCCAAUUUUUUGAGUGCUCCCACUUCCGUAUCCUUCCAUUUCGAAUCAUUAAUAGUACGGCCAAUGACUUUAUAUACAGGUCCGCCGUGUGUUAUAGUAAUUGAUGCACUGGAAGAGUGUGGAUUAGAAGGGUCUCGACUACGUAGAGAGGUGUUGCAUACUUUAGCUAGUAACUGGUCUCGUUUACCACCACAAGUAAAGCUGUUUAUGACCAGUCGACCCAUGAGAGAUAUACGGCAUCAGUUCUCUCAACCGCCUCGACAGCUUGAUCUUGGCAGUGACGACAAUUUGGAGGAUAUUAAACUGUAUGCUCUGGAUCGGGUGUCGAAGCUGAAUCGCUGGUUGACUAGUCCUGAUAUGGUAGAAUCGCUUGCUGAGAAGUUGGCUCAGCUGUCUCAAGGAUUGUUUGUAUGGCUAUACUUAGCUUGUGAAGAGCUCGUACGUAGUACCGACCCAGGAGAACUGGUAAACCAAUUCUCAAUCCACGUACUCGGAGAAUCUGAAGAACGAAUGAUGAGCUCUAUAUACGCCCGAGCUUUAAUCAUAUCACACGCAGGAGCUUCAGACGACAGCAUGAAACUAUACCACACAGUCGUCGGUGCCAUAGUAACCUUACGACAACCCCUCUCAGUCGAAGGCCUGACUGCUCUACUCGGCGUAUCACUAAGCCGGACCAAAACGACUCUAGCACGUAUCGAACCACUCAUCAAUGUCGGAGACACCAAAGUCGAGAUGAUUCAUAAAUCACUAGCGGAUUUCAUCACGUCAUCUAAUCGGUGUGUUGGUGAUGCAGCGCCGUAUUGUAUUGAUACGGAACGCAUUGAGAAUAUGUUGGCUGAACGGUGCUUGGACUUACUAUGUAAGAAUCUGGCAUUAGAUCAAUCGAAACUGCCUACACAAGUAGAUCGGCUGAAUGGGAUAAUUGAUGAAAGUGUUGCGCCGUAUCUGCGAUACGUGUGUCAAUAUGCUAUAGAGCAUCUGAAUGCAGUCCAGGCUCCGGAUAGACAUUUAAUAGUAGGCAUAUCACGUCUUGUAUCCAUGUGGGCUAGCGCUCCUCUACUUGUUGCUGUAUCUAAAGGCUGUGGUAAUGCCGUCAAACAUCUCUUGGUAUAUGGUGGUGGACAUUCGCUACUUGAAAAAGCUGAUAAUUCAAGAUACUUUACAUCUCCACUACUAUGUGAAGCCACCACACGCAACUCUGCAACUGCAGUAGAGAAUUUAAUUAGAUACGGCGGUGCUUCUGUUGAAGUCAGAGAUCCGUCACAGUUUGGUUUUACACCACUACUGAUUGCUGCUGGACUCAAGACUGGAGAUGUUUUCGAGGUUUUGGCAUCUCAUGGAGCUGAUCUUAAUGCAAAGUCGACGACAGGGCAACCGAUAGAUGUUUUUGCAAAGUCUAGUACGAUUAUGAGGCUGCUGGUUGCUAAGAGGAGGCAGAGAUAUGCGGAUGGAGACUUGGCUGAAAUGGACGAGCUGGAUAAGGCUGUCAUGAAUGGCGAAGUAGAUAGACUCAGAGAGGUCGAUGACAACACCUUACUGAACCAUCGUCAUCGCAAACAUUGCCAGUCUCUCCUCCACAUCGCCUGUGAAUACAAUCAGAUGAACAUAGUAGUCUACCUUGUCGAAAAGGCCGCUCUUGUAAACUCACAGGAUAAAAAUGGGUGUACGCCAUUGCACUACGCCGUCGACCACCUCGACAUUGUGAAAUACCUCGUAAAGCACCACGCAAACCCAUUCGCCACAUCACGAUCAACACUAGCCGGCAUCCAUCAUCAAUCUCGAUGGAGCACGCCGCUGCAUGUGGCAUCUGAGAGAGAUUGUAGGGUUGAUGUAGUAGAGUACUUGUCCAGCUUAGGACCAUAUCCGACACCCACAACGUUUUUCUCAGCAACACCGCUAUCGCAUGCAGCUGCAUUCGAUUGCCAGGAGAUGGCGAAGUACUUGAUUGCGCAUGGCGCAGAUGUGAAUGCAUCGUGGGAGGGUGUGACGACUCCAUUAGGACAUGCGUGUAUGUAUGGGCAUUAUGAUAUGGCUAAAAUGCUGUUGGAUGCAGGUGCAAAUCCACAUAUUGGGACAAUUCAUCCGCCGUUAAAGGAACCGUUACCCGCCGAAUACGAUUCACCGGGGUACUCGGCACUAGGCCAAGCGUGUUAUCACAACAAUGUCGAGUUGUGUAAACUUCUACUUGCAAGAGGUGCUGAUGUAAAUUCUCGGAAUGUCAUGGUGCUCGAAAACGAUCAGGAUGUACAUAGUUGGACGAACCUCGGAUUAGCUGCAUACGGAGGCAAUAUAAGUGUUAUGAAAGUCUUGCUAGACGCAGGCGCCAGACUCGAAGACAUGAAUGUAGAAUCCUCAAACCGGCAAACCGCACUCCAUUUCGCUUGUAGUGCUGUAUCCAUCAACGCCGUCAAAGUGUUGCUAGAUGCUGGUGCGUCCGUCGAUGCACGCUCAGGAAAGGGAGAUACGGCGCUACACAAGGCUGUGAUAUACCGUUGUGUCGAUAUCGCUAGACUGCUUAUCCUACGCGGCAGUGAUAUGCAUGCUGCCCUGCCAACUACAAAGGACGAUUGUCUCCAUAUAGCUUCUAAAUUAGGUGAUACGGCUAUGGUUAAAGUGCUGGUUGAUUUAGGAUGCUGUGUUGAUGGAGUCAACUGCGAUGGGGAUACUGCAUUGCAUGUGGCUGUACGUGAAAGUCAUUUGCAGGUAGUGAGGGUGCUGAUUGGACGUGGAGCUAAGUUUGAUGUUGAGAAUGGGAUGCAUCUCACUGCAAAGGAUAUUGCGAUAGAGAAGGGGAAUAAGGAUGUUAUUAGACUGUUACAGUGA
Molecule: messenger RNA, 4395 nt
Organism: Synchytrium microbalum
Lineage: Eukaryota; Fungi; Chytridiomycota; Chytridiomycetes; Synchytriales; Synchytriaceae
Exons: 7
Coding region: 1-4395 (1464 amino acids)
Biological process (GO): signal transduction
Molecular function (GO): protein binding
Source: RefSeq, a predicted model, not a curated record